Messenger RNA from Coffea eugenioides, 2793 nucleotides. Its product is annotated as putative disease resistance protein RGA3. Gene Ontology annotation, biological process: defense response to other organism. Gene Ontology annotation, molecular function: ADP binding. The transcript has 3 exons. The record is from RefSeq and is a predicted model, not a curated record. Bases 1 to 2793 code for a protein of 930 amino acids. NCBI's taxonomy places the organism in Eukaryota, Viridiplantae, Streptophyta, Magnoliopsida, Gentianales, Rubiaceae.
AUGGCUGACGCUCUUAUCAGCUCCACAAUUCAGGUCACCUUGGAAAGGACACUGUCUCUUGCCUCUGAUAGGGUUGGUUUGCUAGUUGGGUUCAAGAAGGAUGUGGCCAGCAUGACACUAUCUCUCGGUUUUAUCAAAGAUGUCUUGGCUGAUGCUGAGGAAAGGCAAAACCAAAGCAGCGGAGUGCAACGAUGGUUGAAGUGUCUCGACGAGGUGGCUUAUGAUGCUCAGAAUGUGUUGGAUGAGCUCCACUAUGAAUCUCUUCGUCACCAGGUGGAGUCCCGAAACCGACACAAGCUCAAGGUAUGCUGCUUCUUCUCCUUCUCUAACAUUAAUCUUGCUUUUCGCUGGAGAAUGGCUUCUAAGGUCAGGGACAUCAAACUGAAGUUGAAGGAGAUAAAUCAACAAGCCCGUGAGUUUGGACUGGACAGUAAGUCAGUGGUGCCUGCUGCCCUCCCUGCUGCUGGAGAUACAAGAAAUCGGCAGACCGACUCUGUUGUCGUUCCAAUGAUUGGAAGAACCGAUGAUGAAUCACAUAUACUAGAGAUGUUGCUGAGACCAUCUGAGAAGGUUGUUUCUGUUCUUCCCAUAUUUGGUAUGGGAGGUCUAGGCAAAACAACUUUGGCUAAAUCGAUAUACAACAAUCACCAAAUUGAUGGGCACUUUCAGAAAAAGAUUUGGGUUUGCGUAUCGGAAAAAGUUCCAAGAGUGGAGCUUUUCAAACUCAUUUUAGGCCAAUUGAAGGACAAAAAGGAUGAAGUGGGUGAUAGGCAAAACAUCGUGCAAGAAGUUGGGAAGGAACUAGGGAAUAUAAGAUAUCUCCUUGUCCUUGAUGAUGUGUGGGAUGAUAAUCAGGCAUUGUGGGAUGACUUCUUCACCACCUUGAAGGGACUAAAUCCAAUCAAUCCACCCAAAGGAAGCUGGUGUCUAAUCACUACUCGUUUGCAUCUAGUAGCAGAUAAAGGCUAUCCCUUAGGAAGACUACCUGGUGAUCAUUGUUGGUCUAUCAUAAAAGGAAAAGUGGUUGAAGGGGAAGAAGUACCUAAUGAAUUGGAUGCAAUUAAAGACAGAGCUAUACAAAUAUGUCAUGGACUACCACUGGUCGCAAGUGUGCUUGGUGGUUUGUUGCGCUUGAGGAAAGACAAAUGGCGAUCAAUUUUGGAGGAUAGACUUUUGAAUUUGAAUGAAGCCAUGCAAAUACUUCAGUUGAGUUUUGAUAGUCUACCAUCACCAGCCAUCAAGAAAUGUUUUGCAUAUUGUUCUAUUUUUCCCAAAGAUACUGAGAUGGAAGGGGAUAUGCUGAUCGAACUUUGGAUGGCAGAAGGUUUCCUUCAAGUAGAUCUCAAGAAAAAAACGUUGGUAAACAAAACAAUGGAGGAAAUUGGAGAAUAUUACUUGGAAAUUUUAUUGCAGAGUUCUUUGCUGGAAGAAAUAAGAAAAUAUGGGAGAAGAAGGUGUUAUAAAAUGCAUGAUAUGGUGCACGACGUCUCAAAAUCAAUAAUGUCAAAGUCUACUAAGUUCAUUAAUUCAGAGACUGGUUCAGGAGACAAUAGUAAUCAGGUUCGUUGUCUUGUAAUAGACUCAUUUGGAGAAGGCACAAUAAAUCUUUUUGAGAGUCGAUCAAAUUUGCUUCAUACAUUGUUUCUAAGUCAGGGUAGCUUAUCUAGUGAUAUGCUAAUGGAGUUGAAAAGUUUGUACGUUCUGAAUUUGUCUGGUGUAAAAAAUCAGAAUCUGCCAAUCUCAAUUGGCAAACUGAUACACUUGAGGUACAUUAACUUUAAGGAUUCUAGAAGUGAAACUUUGCCGGAAUCUGUUUGCAAACUUUAUAAUUUGCAGACACUGAGGCUAAACAGUGGCGUUCUUAAAGUUCUUCCGAAGGGGAUGCGUGAUUUCAUUAGCUUGAGACAUCUCCAUUAUUAUAAUGGUGAUGAAGAAUUUCAAAUGCCGCUGCAGAUGGGACAACUGACUUGCCUUCAAACACUUGAGUUAUUUAACGUGAGUCGAGAGAAGGGUCGACAAAUUGGAGAGCUUGGAAGUUUGAAAAACCUCAAAGGCAAAUUGGAGAUAAACAAUCUGGAACUAGUAAAAGGUAAAGAAGGAGCUGAGGAAGCAAAAUUGUAUGAAAAGGCAAAUCUAUUUAGGCUGGAACUUGGGUGGGCUUGUCAUCGAGAAGGCGACAACUACAACGAUGAAGAUGUGUUAGAUGGCCUUCGACCCCACCCAAAUUUGGAGGAGUUGGUAAUUUGGUAUUUUAUGGGUGAUCAAUUUCCUGGAUGGUUAAUGAAAUUGCCAACAACAACAACACUCCCCAAGUUAGCGCGUUUGGAAUUUAGUCGAUGCAACAGAUGCAGAGAACUCCCUCCCCUGCAAAACUUUACGUCUCUUAAAGAGCUGGAGAUUUUUAGUUGCGAUGGGUUGACAAAUCUGCCAGGAUUAUUUGGGUUGCCACACAUGGAGUCUCUGCCACCUCAGAUCCAAUACUUGACCGCUCUCACGUCACUAUCGCUACAUGACUUUGGAGGCAUAAAAGAUCUGCCAGAUUGGUUUGGAAACUUUGCAGCUCUUGAAGUACUGCGUUUAUGGGGUUUAAAAGAGCUCCGACAUCUACCUUCUAAGGAUGCCAUGAGAAGCCUCACCAAACUAAAACGUCUGUGGGUCAUUGGUUCUCCUCUGUUAAAAGAAAGAUGCAUUCCUGAGAGCAGCGGCCCCGACUCCCAGUGGAUUGAUAGAAGAAUAGCUUCACGGACAGAGGUUAGAAUUUUGAAGCUUCUUCUGCGCCGUCUAUAUGGCUAG